Molecule: messenger RNA, 1632 nt
Organism: Rubroshorea leprosula
Lineage: Eukaryota; Viridiplantae; Streptophyta; Magnoliopsida; Malvales; Dipterocarpaceae
Source: the annotation of a GenBank genome assembly
UUUUUUUCAAAAAAAAUACCACAACCUUUUUAAUUUAUUUUUCCCCUCAGGUUCGAGUUUCUCGGUGUAAGCUUUUGUUGUUUUCUGGUUAAUGGAAGGACCUUGAGCUUUACCCUCUGCAAUUCGUGCAUUUCUCUUCUGCAACACGAAAGCUUUGGUUCAUCUUCUUUUCUUUCUCUCUUCUGCAUCGUUUUCUCCGUUGAAGAGGCUAUCUUGGUCGGUUUUAGCACUAAUGUCUCCGCCAGUACUGGAUGUGGAGGACGGGCGGAGCGAGGUUUCUUCUCCUCCUGCUGACUGUAUCUCCCAAAAUGGAUUGGGGUUAAAAGAGCGUAAUUAUCUGGGUUUAUCUGAUUGUUCUUCAGUUGAUAGCUCUGCUGUCUCUAGCUUGCCCGAGGAUGACAAGAACAAUCUAAAUCUGAAGGCUACAGAGCUUAGGCUUGGUCUUCCUGGAUCUCAAUCUCCUGAGAGAGAACUAGAUCUUUGCUUGUUGAACUCAGGGACGCUUAAUGAGAAGCCCUUGUUUCCUUUGGUUCCUUCCAAGGAUGGAAUUUGCUCAUCAUCACAGAAGAGCAUUGUUUCAGGAAACAAAAGGGGAUUUUAUGACACCAUGGAUGGAUUCUCAAAGUCUGCGGGACAAGGUAAAUAUCCAGCAAAUUCAGGGAUUAAUGCAAUGUUAUCACCAAGACCUUCUGGUGCUCAAGCAGCUAUAAAGAAAGAUGUGCCUACUAAUGCUCUACAGGAACGACCUCAUUCCACUAUUGGAACCAACCUUAACCAAACUGGUACUUCUAACAUCAACGGCAGUCAACCUGCAGCAAAGGCACAGGUAGUUGGUUGGCCGCCUAUAAGAACAUUUAGGACUAAAACACUGGCCUCUUCCUCAAAGAAUAAUGAUGAAGUGGAUGGGAAGCCAGGUCCAGGUGCUCUUUUUGUCAAGGUCAGCAUGGAUGGUGCACCUUUUCUGAGGAAGGUUGAUUUGAGAACAUACACAACUUAUCAGGAACUAUCCUCUGCUCUUGAGAAGAUGUUCAGCUGUUUUACUCUUGGUCAAUGUGGGACCCAGGGCACUGCAGGUAGAGAACUGUGGAAUGAGAGCAAGUUGAAGGAUCUUCUGCAUGGAUCAGAAUAUGUGCUUACAUAUGAGGAUAAGGAUGGUGACUGGAUGCUUGUUGGGGAUGUCCCAUGGGAGAUGUUUAUUGAUUCAUGCAAGAAGCUUAAGAUCAUGAAAAGCUCUGAUGCCAUUGGAUUAGCUCCUAGAGCAAUGGAGAAAUCGAAGAACAGGAACUAGAAAAAGCCCUGAGCUUGCUGACUAUCUUAAAUUGGAAGCUAAAAUCGGAUGAAGCUGUGAUAAUUGAGGGCAUAAGCCAUAUUCAGUGUUCUUUAUGCUGGAUGGACCAUCAUUGUGUAUUCUAUGGCAUCCAUGUUUUGUUUAAUUAAAGAACUACAUUGAUAUCAUGUUUUAUGUUAGUCACAGGUUUGUCAUGAUUGCAGCAAAACACGACAAAAUUGUUUGGAAAAUCAGUGAUCAUGGACUUUAUAUAUAUCAUAGGAAUCUAGGUUGUUGUGCCUUGUGUUGAUUGCAUUUUGUUGAUUUGGGUGUUUUAUGGUGGAACCUCCUUAAUGCUAUGCAUU